AUUUUUCUUUUUUUGUUUUUAUAAUUUUCUUUAAAAAAUAUAAACAAUAUGGAGGAUUCUAAUGAUUAUAAUAAAGAUAUAUAUAAGACAAAUGCAUUUUUUUCGCCAUAUUCUGAAACUUUAGACUUUUUAUUAUUACCAUUUAAUGAUAAUUUUGCUAUAAAUUUUUUACCAGUUAUUGAACCAGAUUUUAAUCAUAAUUUUACAAACAUAGAUAGUUUUUCUCUUGAAACACCUUCUAAACUAUCUAUUAACCCUUCUUUAGAGUUACUUUCUGAGCCUUCUUUAGAGUUAUCUCCUGAACCUUCUUUUGAACCUUCUUCUGAACCUUCUUGUGAAACUCCUUUUAAACUACCUUUUGAAGAACAUUUUGAAUCAUUAUCUGAACAUAUUUAUCAGUAUAAUCUUACUGUAGGAGAUUAUUUUGAUGAUUGGCAAUCAGUUGAUACAUUUAUGCAUCAAUAUUGUUUAGAAAGAGGGUUUGGAUAUCAAAAAAGUAAUAGAUCAGAAAUUGCACGUUUACGUGAUACUAUAAAGACAAAUUAUGAGUGGCACUGCAACUUCUCAUUUCCAAAAAUGGAAAAUCAAGUAAAAUGUACAUCAUUAAAAGAUAUACAUAAUCAUGAAGUAAACCCUACCCAAUUACCUCAUAUCAUUGCUAGAUAUAGACGGAUCAAAGAACUGCUCCUUCGAGAUGCAAUAAAUGUUCUUAAUACAAGAUUAGCACGUGAAACUGAUAGCAAUUCAAAGAAAGAUUCUAUAUGGUUAAAGGAAAUUAUGAUUACUGCUCAUGAAUGGGAUUUAAUACAAAAUUUAACUAAACCAUCAUCGGCCACAGAAAUAGAUGAAGACGUUUUUGAUUAUGAUGAUAUAGAAGAUGAAUCUGAUCAACAACAUGUAAGCACACCUGUAAAUACAUCUGGAUUGUUGAAAGACUUUAUGAAUGCUUAUAUUAAUAUUGGAAUUUUCAAGAUUCUUAUUAACAGAUCACAGAUUCAUUCAGAUCUUAACACCACACAGGAUGAAGAUGAUGAGAUAAAGGAAUUUGAACCUUCAUCUCAAGAUAAAAACUUAGUAAAUAUUGCAGAUGAGUUACGUCAGAAAAAGAGGGUAGAAGCAAAUUUUGAAGAAUCAGAAGCAGAAUCAGAAUUAGUAAACUUUGAAGAUACUGAAUUCAUUGAUCCUGAAGACCUUCAGGGUGUAUCAUUAGAUGAUACCAUAGAUGUAGUCGAUGGAAAAACCAUACCAGAGCGUAUAGUAAAAUGGCCAAAUGAUGCAUAUUACGACUUUUUAGAGUUGAUAGUAGAGGGCAUUGCAAAAUGGAUUGUGAAGCGAAUUUGGGUCGAUCAGGGAAUCUUAACUUCAAGUAUGCUCAAUGAAGUUCAAAAACAAAUGAAUCGAUUUCAAGUUCCGGUCGAUUUGGGUCAAAUUCCUGGCAAAAUCGACUGCGGGAAAGGAUUUUCUAACUUCACUGCUGACCAGUGGCGAAAUUUUUUCACAAUUUAUGCCACAGUAUCGCUUUGGGACCAUCUCUCAGCUGAAGAUAGAAAAAUUCUGACUCAUUUUGUCAGAAUUUGUUCGAUAUUGCUCAUUGAGGUACAAUAUGGCAGGAAUAAAAUUACACCGAAUCUACAUCUCUCGCUUCAUUUGUCCGAAUGUUGUCAUGAUUUCAGCCCAUUAUAUGCAUUCUGGUGUUUUUCAUUCGAACGCAUGAAUGGAAUACUCGGAUCAUUACCGAACAGUAACAGAAAAAUUGAACCAGAACUAAUGCAUCGAUUAAUGAAUGAUAACCAAAUCAGAGAUAUCAUUACUUCUAGCGCUCAGAUGAAAGGUCUUGAAUUACUCGAAAAUCAUCCUACCGUUGGAUCACUAUCAGAAAAUGACCAAUUCGCUUCAGAUGAAAUGGAAAGGUUUUGGCUAAAUUCAAAAAAUAUCCAGGAAUCUACUGUUACUGGAUGCGAAGCGUUUCCUGGUGAAAUGUUAAGACCUACUUCUGAAAAUGUAGUAUUAUCACAAUCGAUGCUCGAUUUAAUGAUCGAUUAUUAUAUUGCUACAUAUGAAAU
This is a messenger RNA of Rhizophagus irregularis DAOM 181602=DAOM 197198, 2063 nucleotides long. NCBI's taxonomy places the organism in Eukaryota, Fungi, Glomeromycota, Glomeromycetes, Glomerales, Glomeraceae. The record is from RefSeq and is a predicted model, not a curated record.